AUGAAUGAACCUACAGGCUUUGACUACUGGUCUGUUCUGCCAGGCCAAGGCCUCUACUGGGAUCCCGAAUUUAUUGAGCCCGACGGGGAGCACAUCAAACCAGGAUACGUCACAGACAUUAUCACCGACAAGUCUCUGGAUUGGAUCAAGUCGCGAGACCACGAUCGUCCCUUCUUCCUCAUGUGCCAUCACAAAGCUCCUCAUCGUUCUUGGGAAUGUGACGACAAGCAUAAGCGCCUCUAUAAUGACCCUGUUCGUUUGCCGGAUACCUUUUCGGACGAUUACAAGAACCGCGCGAGAGCGGCCAAGGCCGCCAAGAUGCGCGUCGCUGAAGACCUCACCUACCAAGAUCUCGGACUUGUCCAGCCCAAUGGCGGCCGCAGAGUUGGCGAAUCUGUGCUACAGGAGAAGGGUAACAGCGAGCGCAAGAUUCCCGUACCAGGUUCAAUUGCAGAGCUUCACUCCAUGAGGUUAAUGGACAAAGACCAUGGUACUGUCUUUACUUUCGGAAGCCACGCCGAGUUAGCUGAAUUCAAGUUUCAGCGUUAUAUGCAACGCUAUCUUCGCACUAUCCAAUCUAUCGACGAUAAUGUCGGCCGUCUGUUAGACUACCUGGAUUCAGAACCCCAGCUAGCAGACAACACUAUUGUUAUCUAUACCUCGGACCAAGGCUUCUUUCUGGGAGAACAUGGCUGGUUUGAUAAGAGAUUCAUGUACGAGGAGUCAUUUCAAAUGCCAUUUCUCAUCAGAUACCCGAAGGAGAUCAUUUCCGGGUCAGUGUGUGACGAUAUCAUAUGCAACGUGGAUUUUGCGACCACCUGGCUGGACUACGCCAAGCUGCCUACGCCUUCAUACAUACAAGGCACAUCCUUCCGUCCACUCUUGCAGGGCCGUACGCCAGAGUCCUGGCAACAGGUGGCAUAUCACCGAUACUGGAUGCAUAACGACAUUAUUCACCAUGCAUAUGCACAUUAUGGGAUACGUAACCAGAGGUACAAGUUGAUCUAUUGGUACAACGAGCCAUUAGGUGUCAAGGGUGCCCGUCCGGGGGGGAGAGAAUAUAGAGAAUGGGAGCUCUUUGACUGUGACAAGGAUCCAUUGGAGCUUUUUAAUGUGUACCAUGAACGAGAAUAUCAAGGGGUUGUAGGAGAGAUGAUUACGAUGUUAGAGAAAAAAAUGGCGGAAGUUGGAGAUGAACCUGUUCAUCCAAAGCAACAAUGGCUGCUGGGUAUUUGCGUUGGAGGCUGUCAGACGCCUAUUCCUGUAUACGCUUACAAGUCUUACCUCAUUGGAUCCUACCCCGUAGACGCGUCAUUUCUUCCUAACAGGUACGCCCUCACGGCCUCUAUGCCGUCAGAAUCGUUGGGGAGGGAGUUGCAUAGGAAACGUGCUGAAGCAUUGGUAGAGCAGAUGACCUGGGAAGAGAAAGUUGGCCAGAUGGGUGGUAUCCGUCGGCUCCUAAGCCUUGGUCCGCAGAUAGACGAAGAAAACUACGAAUACCGGCAAGCGGAGUACCAGAAUGGAAACAUUGGGUUUGGUUCUACGCUCAACUGGGCUGAUGAGAUUCUUUCACUCACGAACGACAUAAGACAGAGGCAAAUUAAUGAGAGUCGACUUCACAUCCCAUUUAUCACAGUGACGGAUUCGAUCAACAGCCUCUACUUGUCAGGGGGUACUAUAUUCCCAAGUAACCUUGCUAUGGCGGCUACAUUCAACAUCCCGCUGUUCAGGAAGGGCGUUGCUGCACUUCGUGAAGAGCAACUAGCAAUCGGCGUGUCAUGGGUUCUGUCCCCACCACUAGACAUAGCGUGGGAGCCGCGAUAUUCCCGCAUCGGUGAGCUGUUUGGCGAGGACUGUUAUUUAACAGGCGAAUUCGGCAAUGCCUAUGUCCAGACUAUGCAAGACAAGGACGAAUCAGGAAACAUCAAAGUCGCCACGACGGUCAAGCAUUUCGUUUACGGCGAGAGUCGCGGUGGAGUGAAUGCUGCCAGCAUGUACGGAGGAAUAAAUCACCUUUACAACGACCAGUUGCGGCCUUAUCUGCGAGCAUUAGAAGUGGACCCCGCCGCUGUCAUGGUUUCUUAUGCGUCGGUCGAUUUGGUUCCCAUGUCGGCGAAUAAGUAUCUUGUGAGGGAUAUUCUCCGCGAAAGGCUUGGCUUUCAGGGUAUUGUUAUGUCAGAUGCUGGGUCUAUUGCGCAUCUCUAUACUGAGUCUCGGCUGGCGGACUCAUAUGCCGAGGCUGCAUUAUUAGCGCUUGAGGCUGGGUUGCAGAUGGAGUUGAGCCCCGGGACUCUGGCUGUAUUUCCUACUCUUGUUGCAGCUGCAGAGGAGAGGAAGGUGGGAGAGUUGAUAAAUGACGCUGUAUUAAAUAUUCUUCAGCUGAAGUUCGCAACCGGCCUUUUUGACAAUCCUCUUCCUGACCCGGCGAAAGUGAACGAGACCUUACGAGCGCCGGCCCACCUCGACAUCAGUCGCAAUGUCACCAGGGAAAGCAUUGUCCUACUUCAGAAUGACGGUAUCCUACCGACGACGCCAUCGAAAGUGGCCCUGCUCGGCCCAUUCGCUGAUAUCCGUAACUAUGGCUCCUAUGCCCCUGUGAAUUCGAGUGACUCUCGGUACGGCAACUCACUUUAUCAAAGUCUCCAAGCCAAGCUUGGUGCAAGUAAUGUGAACCUAGUCCAAGGAGUCGACUUCAUUGACUCUAAUGCCACCAACAUCGCCACCGCCGUUUUAGCUGCCAAAGAGGCCGGUCUCGCAAUUAUCGUCCUUGGCUCACUGUCCGUCGGUACGACAGAUCCCCUUGUAACCAAGCGGACCGAUGGGGAGUUCUUCACGCACGCAGACCUAAGCUUCCCAGGGGCUCAACAGCAACUCCUCGAUGCCGUACUGGACGCUUCCAUUCCAACGAUUCUGGUCCUCUCUGGUGGACAACCUUACGUGCUCAAUAAUUCAACCCUCCGCAGCAAUGCCAUCCUGCACUCGUUUCUCGGUGGCGAAUUCACUGGCGAUGCGUUGGUCGAGAUUAUCGUGGGCGACGUCAACCCCAGCGGUAAGUUGCCAAUCAGCUUGCCACAAGUUACAUCUGCGAAUCCAGUGUUUUAUGAUUAUCUUCCGAGCGACGAUACCGGGACAGCGGAUAGCAUCUUAGGGUUCCAUUCCACGUACCAGUUCCCUUUACUUUCGCGAGCCCCGUCGAUGCCAUUUGGGUUUGGCUUGAGCUAUACAGAUUUCACGGUCUCGACACCUAUUGCCAGAGCCGGGGAUAACAGUGUUGAGGUGCGUGUGAAUAUUACCAAUAGUGGUUGUAUCGCUGGCAAGGAAGUCGUGCAACUAUACCAUCGCCCAAACACGACGACAGGAAUCGAAUUUCCUGUGAAGCGCUUAGUUAGAUUCGCAAAGGUUGAGCUACACGCUGGGGAAGGUAUAGAGAUUCGGUUUGUCAUUCCGUACAAGGAUCUAGGGUACUAUGUCAAUGGUAAAUUGCGCGUCAAGCCAGGGGUCUACUCUUUCUGGGCUGGUACGAGUGCGAGGACGGAGGAUCUAAAGGGCAUCAACGUGACGGUUGCUUAA
This is a messenger RNA of Aspergillus pseudotamarii, 3570 nucleotides long. RefSeq names its product glycoside hydrolase superfamily. The coding region runs from base 1 to 3570 and encodes 1189 amino acids. The record is from RefSeq and is a predicted model, not a curated record. Gene Ontology annotation, biological process: glucan catabolic process. The transcript has 7 exons. Gene Ontology annotation, molecular function: beta-glucosidase activity. NCBI's taxonomy places the organism in Eukaryota, Fungi, Ascomycota, Eurotiomycetes, Eurotiales, Aspergillaceae.